Messenger RNA from Mycena citricolor, 2258 nucleotides. The record is from the annotation of a GenBank genome assembly. Lineage: Eukaryota; Fungi; Basidiomycota; Agaricomycetes; Agaricales; Mycenaceae.
CGUAGAUGGCCGCAAUGACGCUCUGGCUUCGCAGAAGUCAUUGCAGAAAUGUUUUUUUUCUGACCGGGCGGCGGGGUACGACCCGGCCAGGGCUCAUCGAAACUCCGGGCUGUCCGGGCUGUGUGCGAUGGCCGCGGGAGGCAGAGGAGGAGUAAGUAUGUAAGUAGGAAUCGUCGAGGAUGGAUCUGAUGUGUUUUUAUUUCGACGCCCGGCGCAAUCGCGCUCGGGUAGGGCCCGUCCAGGCCAGGUACUUACUCGCAACUGACAGCCCGGGUGCUUGCGGCACGGUGCGGCAGGGCGAUGACGCCGCCAAGCCACGCUGUCCGGAGCGGCGAGCGAUGACAGACGCUGGCUGACCGUGGCAGCCCCCGUCCCAAAAUGGGUGGUGUGGAGUUGCGCGACGGAACGAUCGGUCCCCUCCGGCGCCCCUUUUCAUUAGAGAGACUCGGGCACAAUAUUUAGGACGGGAGGGGCGACGCCAGCUCUGCUCUCGACCCUUCCCUUCUGCUCGUAAUCCAUGGCGGCCCCGAACCCGACCGUCCCUGCGAUCUCGCUUCCGGCCACGCUUGGGGCGUUGUUGAUGGGCGUCCUCUUCUCUGCGUUUGUCUACGGUAUCAGCACGCUCCACGGCAUAUUCUACCUGCACAAGUUCCACCACCACGAUCCGUGGGCAAUCAAACUCUACGUCGGCUUCAUCUGGUCUGUCUCAGAUUUGGUUGCGGAGGCCGCGGCUGACACAGACUGUGUCGCACCGCAGGCUCAUGGACACCGGCCACCUUCUUUUUGCGAUCUGGGCACUGUAUCACUAUGUGGUUUACUGUUUUGGGAACCCGCUGGCGUUGUUGAGGCUGCAUUGGGCAUUCAAGGUCGGUCUGCACCUGUGUCGAGGAUGAUCGGAGCUGCACUCACCACUUGCUCGCAGAUGCUGACCAUCCUGAGCGUGCUCAUCAUCAACUCGGUCCAAGGAUUCUACCUCCACCGUGUCUGGCGCCUGAGCGGCCUCAAAAGCCGAAUCAUGGUCUUUGUCGCGGGUCUCUCGGUCCUGUGUGGAUUCGAGCGCCGACUGGUCCGCAGCAUUUGGGUUGAUGCUGGCCGUCAAAACGCAAGUUGUCUUUCGGCUUUCCCGCGCGCGAUCCCAGUGCUGAUUUAUGUUCUUGGUUGGCUGGCUUGCAGCGCGCAGUCCCAGUCGUUCUUGGAGCUCCAGCGGCGCGAUCUCAUGAUUGCCGCCGAGGCGUCGUUCUCGAUUGCCACGGCGAGCGACUUUGCGAUUGCGGGCGCGAUGUGCUACUACCUGUGGUCCAGCAAGAAGACGGUCCCGCAUCUCCGCGGGUCGCGCUUGCAUGUUGCCAUCAACAGCGUUAUCCUCGGGGUUGCUUACGAGUCUGACCUCGCUCGCGUGUCUCAUCACCGUCCGUCCCGGCAUUCCCCGCCGUCGCACGCAGCUGCUGACCGGAUUGACCCGCAGUUCAUCACCCUCCCUCACACGCUCAUUUUCUUCGCUGUGUCGUUCCUCCUGACGAAAUGCUACGUCGUGUCGUUGUUCACGCUGCUGAAUCUGCGCCGCGGGAACAACCUCACGCCGGACCAGACCAAGGCCGGCGAGUCCUCCAACUCGUAUUCAAUGGGAUUCCGGAGGAACGUCAGCCACCAUCUCGACAGCGCCGUGGACCGCGCGCCCGUGAUGGGCGUGCACGUCGACGUCGAGCGCAGCGCCACCGCGGACCCCGUCCUGGACCUCACCGGCAGUGUCAAGAUCAGCGCGUUCCAGAUCUCCGACGAGCUCGACCACAAGGCCUCGCAGUGGUAGUCCUCGCGGCAGUACUGCUCACGUGUUGCGCGAUAGGGUGGGAGGUCGCGUGACUGCGUUGCGGAUGGAUUCUUUCGGAAUGCUUAUUGUUACUGUUACUACUACAUACUGUACAUGCGUAUAAUGUACCAUACGAGUCGAGACGGGCGUUUUUUUUUUUUCCUUCUGCGGCGUUCCGAUUUCCCAUUGUCGCGUCAUAUCCUGGGGUCGGAGCCGACGGGUGGAUGGUCCAGACGCGAGGCACGUCAGGAGUGCUUCGGAGUCCGACGGGAAUGUGAUGCAUCACAUCUCAGUGCGAGAACUCGAACACUGGCCCGGACCAACGGUCUCCCCGCCAGCGCGGAAACGUUACGUUACACUUCCAAAUCGGCCGCGCUAUGUUAUAUUGUAUCUCGUCAAGCGUGCGGGCGGGUGGGAGAAGACUCGAGAGCUUUUGCAUGGCGGUCAAAGC